GACGCGCGGGCGCAGCGGCGCGCGGCUGCUCCCGGUGUAACCGGCUUGUAAAGGACCUCGGGACCGUCUGACCCUGCCGGGUUCGAGGAACCAUGGGGGGCUCGAACUCCUGCUGUUUGUCUUCCAGCCCCAAGCUGCGCAGGAACGGCCACUCCAGACUGGAGUCGUACCGGCAGGAGUCCGAGCUGAGCCGGGAGGAGACGGCGUGCAGCCUGCAGCACAUCAGCGACCGGGAGAACACCGACGAGAUAAAGAUGGAAUACAAUCCAGCGGACCAUCCGAGGGCCAGCACCAUCUUCCUGAGCAAGUCACAGAACGAUGAGUUGCUCAGCAGGAAUGUUCGAGAAAAGCGAAAGAGCCUUUUUAUCAAUAACCGUGGAACAACUAGGCGGAAAUACAGCUCGUGUUCCACCAUCUUCCUGGAUGAGAACACCGUCAGCCGCCCAAACCUCAAAUACACCAUCAAAUGUGUAGCGCUGGCGAUUUACUACCAUAUCAAAAACAGGGACACGGCCGGAGGAACGCUGCUCGAUAUAUUUGACGAGAGGCUUCACCCGCUGUCGAAAUCUGAGGUGCCGAUGGACUACGACCAACAGAACCCGGAGCAGAAGCAGAUCUAUCGGUUCGUCAGGACACUGUUCAGUGCCGCUCAGCUCACCGCCGAGUGCGCCAUCGUCACUCUGGUUUACCUGGAGCGGCUCCUGACCUAUGCCGAGAUCGACAUCCGUCCGGGUAACUGGAAAAGGAUUGUUUUGGGUGCCAUCGUGUUGGCGUCCAAGGUGUGGGACGACCAGGCUGUCUGGAACGUCGACUACUGCCAGAUCCUCAGGGACGUCACUGUGGAGGACAUGAACGAGUUGGAGCGCCAGUUUCUGGAGCUGCUGCAGUUCAACAUCAACGUGCCGUCGAGCGUCUACACCAAGUACUACUUUGACCUUCGAUCGCUUUCCGAAUCCAACAACCUCAGUUUCCCGCUGGAGCUGCUCAGCAGGGACAAGGCCCAAAAACUGGAGGCCGUCUCUAGGCUCUGUGAUGACAAGUACAAAGACGCGUGCCGCGCUGCCAGAAAGCGCUCAGCCAGCAUGGACAACCUGUGUGGAGUCAGAUGGGUUCCGGCAAUCCUCUCCUGAGGACCAAAGACCUGCCAUGUUGUCUGAACUGGCACCAGACUCCAGAUCACAGCUGGAUGAGAAGAUGGAACCGGCCGCAUGAAACACACCAGUGAUGGUCCAAGAGGUUCAGCGUGGAUGAUCCCAAGAGGUGAAACCCUCUGGACAAGUAAACCUUCCGUCACAUGGGUAGUUUUUUGGGUGGUGAGGUGACCUCCAGAGGAGUUUUGAACUUCACCUGCUGAUACCUUCACAGUGCCUCACGUCUUCUGUCCCUGCAAACACGAAACUGCUGGUUUUAAUAUCUACUCUGGAGAAAAAUAAGUGAAGACUUAUUGUGAACAUGAGAUGUGUCUCCAUUCAGGAACUGGACCCUCAGAAGGACUUGGUCCAUAAAGUUCUGUCCUCUGGUGGACCUAAAAGUUCCACUCAGCCAGAAUCUUUCCAUAAAAUGAGUCUUCAGAGUCCAGAGUUAAUGGUGCAUUCAGGUGCUCCUUGGCAAAAGGUGGUUGACCUCAGAUGUCCAACAGUUUUUAUUUUAAUGUUAAACUCUGACAUGUUUCAUGGUUCCUGACCUUCACAGUUCAAUAAGAGUGGAUUCAUUUGGCAUCGAAC
Thalassophryne amazonica is the source of this 1724-nucleotide messenger RNA. RefSeq names its product cyclin-Y-like. Gene Ontology annotation, molecular function: protein kinase binding; cyclin-dependent protein serine/threonine kinase activator activity. The record is from RefSeq and is a predicted model, not a curated record. NCBI's taxonomy places the organism in Eukaryota, Metazoa, Chordata, Actinopteri, Batrachoidiformes, Batrachoididae. Gene Ontology annotation, biological process: regulation of cyclin-dependent protein serine/threonine kinase activity; regulation of canonical Wnt signaling pathway. The transcript has 11 exons. Gene Ontology annotation, cellular component: plasma membrane; cytoplasmic cyclin-dependent protein kinase holoenzyme complex. Bases 93 to 1130 code for a protein of 345 amino acids.